GCCGACAGCGUGAUUUCUCUCUCUUGCUGGCUGGCUGUUGCAGCUGUAGCGAUUUGCUGAAGGGGAUGGCUGCAUUCGGCCACCUCCCUGUGCAGCGGCUUGCAACCCUAUAGCUCCGUUCAACUCUUCCUCCCCCCCCCCCCCAAUAUACGCACUCGCUGCCCAUGGGUUCACCUCUUUCCUCCUGCAUGCUGCCUUAACUCCCAUGGGCAAGCUUGCUCUCCCCUUCUGCUCUGUCAGUGAUGUGGCUGUAUCGCGUGCCUGCGUGACGUCUCUGGCAACACGACUUCCAGGACUCGGAGGGAGCCGCGGCCGCCAGGAUGCUUUUCCCACCCUCUGCGCAGGAGAAUCCGUGUGGCCUCCCGGACGCCAACGACCUGUGCCUCGGACUGCAGUCGCUCAGCUUGCCAGGGUGGGACAGGCCGUGGAGCAGCCACGAUUCGGAUGCAGCGGCCCAGCCCAGCACGCAGUCUGUCCUUAACAUGCUUAGCAGCCCCCUGGGGAAGUCCCCGCUGGGUUUCUUGCCCCUGGACCCCAUCGGCUCUGAGCUGACCGACAGCCUGCCGACCCCAACUCUGAGGAACUCCCGUCUGGACAGCAGCCGUUCGCUUCUGUAUUCCCGCUCCAGCAGUCCCUCGGACUCCGACACCAGUGGGUUCAGCUCGGGUUCGGACCACCUUUCGGAUUUAAUUUCUAGUCUCCGUAUCUCUCCACCUCUGCCGUUCCUGCCAAUGAGUGGCAUGAGCAGGGAUUCCCUCAACGGAACAGGAUCCCACCUCAGCCAGAAUCAAACUGCUUUGGCGGCAGUCACUUCCAGCCCUGCCAGUGUGGCUAAGCAGUGGCCGGGAACAUCGACGUGGCCUUCUUGGAACUUGCCAGACUCUCCGGAAGACCCGUUCAGCAUCGAGAGGGAAGCUCGACUUCACAAGCAAGCUGCAGCUGUGAAUGAAGCAACCUGCACAUGGAGCGGGCAGCUUCCGCCCCGAAAUUACAAGAAUCCCAUCUAUUCGUGUAAGGUGUUUCUAGGAGGCGUCCCCUGGGAUAUCACAGAAGCGGGUCUGAUCAGCACCUUCCGUGUCUUCGGCUCGCUGAAGGUGGAGUGGCCUGGUAAGGAUAGCAAGCAUCCCCGCUGCCCUCCCAAAGGUAAUAUGCCUAAAGGCUAUGCCUACCUGGUGUUCGAGUCAGAAAAAUCUGUCCGGGCUCUGCUGCAAAACUGUUCCCGAGACGUGUUUAGCCCCACUGGUCUGAGUGAGUACUAUUUCAAGAUGUCCAGCCGCCGGAUGCGCUGUAAAGAGGUGCAGGUAAUCCCCUGGGUCCUGGCCGACAGCAAUUUCGAACGCAGCCCAACACAGCGGCUGGAUCCUGGCAAAACUGUCUUUGUGGGAGCCCUUCAUGGCAUGUUGAAUGCGGAGGCCUUAGCAGGGAUUCUCAACGACCUGUUCGGCGGGGUGGUAUAUGCAGGGAUUGACACGGACAAGCACAAGUAUCCGAUCGGAUCUGGGCGGGUCACCUUCAACAGUCAGCGCAGCUACCUGAAAGCAGUGAGCGCUGCGUUUGUGGAGAUCAAAACGACCAAGUUUACAAAAAAGGUUCAGAUUGAUCCGUACCUGGAAGAUGCCAUGUGUCAAGUGUGUAGAUCUCAGCCAGGGCCCUUCUUCUGCAGAGACCAGGUCUGCUUCAAGUAUUUCUGUCGCUCCUGCUGGCACUGGAAACAUUCCAUGGAGAUCUUGCAUCACCACCGCCCACUGAUGCGCAACCAGAAGAACAGAGACUCCAGCUAGAGCCGCGCCGUCGGAGGGCACCAAGAGCUGCUUGCUGUUGCAGGAGUGGGCAGGAAAGCUCUUCCAUUCACCUGUCGCAGGAAGAGAACCCAGGCAUGCUUGCUGGUGCCAGGCCCCAAGCUGGGGGGAAAAACCCGUCUGAAGGACUUAACGGGGGAAAUCUUGCCUUUUUCACGUUUGCACUUGCUGGUCUUUUUAUUUGUUCCUGCACUAAUGCACAGUGAAUUUUUUCUGUCGGGGGUUUGUUUGGGGUUUAUUUUUUCGAGAGGGGUCGGCCCCCUCUUAGGAUUCUGCAGUUCCCAGACUUGUGGCUCCGUAACUGCUGACAAGAAGCAGUUGCAAAGGGCCACGUGUUCAGAAGGUGUUUAAUGCAGAUUUGACUCUGUUUCUUAUGUAUCAAGGGCCCCUUUUUUACAUUCCUUGCAAUACUGGUGGUAAUAAUGCAGGUUCCAUUGGCUCUGUUAUUUUGCUGUUGCCAUACAGUGCCUUCCCAUUCAUUUAAACCCCCAUCUGAACGGAAUAAAAUGAAUGUUCAGCUGGUGUUUUUUACUGUAACAACAAGGAGACUUUGCUCUUCACUUAAAACCAAAAUCAUAUUUCAUAUUUUACGCUCCAGGAUUUUUACCAGUUCCUUUUUACACUCUCUUAAAAUGGUUUUUAAGUCGUUUGAAAAGAGAGAGAAAAAAACAAACUUUUUUUCUUUCCUGGCAGUUUUUAACAUCAUUGCAACUUGUGUCUGGGAGCUGUUAGUUUAAAAAAAAAAGAAAAAAAGAAGUAGUAGUUUCCCAGUUGUGAAUAUAAUCGUAAUAUUUGCAACCCAGAAGAAUCGGAUUUUUUUGGAUUUUGAAACUGGACCGGAUAAGCGAUCUCUGAGCUGCUGUAUAUAGUUGGUUGCACUUUACGUUGCACUUAAGUGGGGGAGGGGGGUUGAUAACAGGUUUUUAAUCACAAAGCCACAAGACUUCAAUUUUCUUUUUAUAACUGAGCUGUUAAAAGGGCUGCGCUUUGGUAGAGGUUCGUAGGAGCCCUUUCUUGUUCAGGGAGGGAGAGAAAAGUAACCUUUCUGAAGAAUUGUCCUGUGCAGCCCGGAGAAUGUGCCGGGAGUUGAAGUUUUGAUUUCGUUUUGUUUUUUUCCCCUUUAUUGGAAGCUGUGUGCCAAAGAACCAGUGUCAUAAUUUCUCCCUUCUUCCUGCUGAGCUGAUGUUUGCGUAUUGCCGGCUGCUCUUUGUGGGGUUUUGUGAAACAGUGUGUGAAGUCUCUACCUCAUUGUAGUACAGGCAGGCAAGACUGCACUCUCUCCUACAGAUGCGUGGAGUCAGCUGUGAUGUAGUUCUUGGCACAUAAUAAAACACGUUGCAGCAGACCAGA
Messenger RNA from Sphaerodactylus townsendi, 3149 nucleotides. RefSeq names its product cytoplasmic polyadenylation element binding protein 1 (gene CPEB1). Bases 321 to 1781 code for a protein of 486 amino acids. The record is from RefSeq and is a predicted model, not a curated record. Gene Ontology annotation, molecular function: translation factor activity, RNA binding; ribosome binding; mRNA 3'-UTR binding. The transcript has 11 exons. Gene Ontology annotation, biological process: negative regulation of cytoplasmic translation. Gene Ontology annotation, cellular component: cytoplasm; nucleus; neuron projection. NCBI's taxonomy places the organism in Eukaryota, Metazoa, Chordata, Lepidosauria, Squamata, Sphaerodactylidae.